Messenger RNA from Chaetura pelagica (chimney swift), 426 nucleotides. RefSeq names its product chromosome unknown open reading frame, human C19orf12. Lineage: Eukaryota; Metazoa; Chordata; Aves; Apodiformes; Apodidae. The record is from RefSeq and is a predicted model, not a curated record. The coding region runs from base 1 to 426 and encodes 141 amino acids. The transcript is spliced from 2 exons.
AUGCCCAUCGAUGUUGAUGGUGUGAUGCAACUGUUCUGCCAUCUCUCUGAGGAGAAGGGGAUGAAAGCUGCUGUCAAACACUCUGGUCGAGGAGCAUUGCUGGCGGGUGCAACAGCUUUUGUUGGGGGUCUGAUGGGAGGUCCACCAGGCAUCGCUGUAGGAGGAGCAUUUGGUGGAUUGCUUGGUGCCUGGAUGACUGGAGGACAAUUCAGGCCGGUCCCUCAGAUUUUACUGGAACUGCCUCCUGCUGAGCAGCAGAAACUCUAUGAUGAAGCCAUUGUUAUUCUCAGGAACUUAGAUUGGACUGAUGUUGCUCAGCUGACUGCUCUUGUAAUGGGAAAUGCUACUCUCCAGCAGAAGUUGACAGCAGUGCUGAUGAAUUACCUCUCCAAAGAGCUAAGAGCAGAGAUACAGUACAGAGAAUAA